Molecule: messenger RNA, 1464 nt
Organism: Quercus robur (English oak)
Lineage: Eukaryota; Viridiplantae; Streptophyta; Magnoliopsida; Fagales; Fagaceae
Exons: 5
Coding region: 145-1275 (376 amino acids)
Source: RefSeq, a predicted model, not a curated record
AAAACUCAAUUCACUUUACACGACACUCUCAGAUCUCUGUGUGUUGUGUUUGACAGUUUGUCUUCUUCGUUGAAUUUCGGGGUCAUAACUCAUAUCUGUUCUUGUUGUUGUUGGAUUUGGGUAGGCAUUCUGUGAGGAACAAAAAUGGCGGGGGGAAUGAAUAGGAAAAUAUCUGCAGCAUCAGCCAGAGCUCACACCAGAAGAGCCAAGCAAAACUCCUCCUUUAAGCUUCCCUCAGGGAUGUUGAAGAAAACAGUACUGUUGUUUUUUGUGGGGUUUCUGGCAUGGGCUUAUAAGGCAACCCAACCUCCUCCACCCAAGAUAUGCGGUUCUCCAGAUGGCCCCCCUGUUACAGCAGCAAGAAUAAAACUUAGUGAUGGAAGGCAUUUGGCCUACAAAGAACAUGGUGUGCCUAAAGAAAAAGCCAACUAUAAAAUUGUUUUCGUCCAUGGUUUUGAUUCUUGCAGACAUGAUGCUGUCAUUGCCAAAACACUCUCUCCGGAAAUUGUUGAAGAGUUAGGGAUCUACGUUGUGUCUUUUGACAGACCUGGUUAUGGGGAGAGUGAUCCUAAUCCAAAGAGAACAGUGAAGAGCAUGGCUUUGGAUAUAGAAGAGCUUGCUGAUCAGUUGGGACUAGGAUCAAAAUUUUAUGUAAUCGGUUUCUCAAUGGGUGGGCAGGUGCUUUGGAGUUGCCUCAAGUACAUUCCUCACAGGGUAGCAGGGGCUGGACUAUUAGCUCCAGUGGUUAACUACUGGUGGCCUGGUUUUCCUGGAAACCUAUCUGGUGAAGUCUACAACCAGCAGCUGUGGCAAGAUCAAUGGGCAGUUCGUGUUGCUCACUACACUCCCUGGCUUACCUACUGGUGGAACACUCAAAAAUGGUUCCCCUCUUCUAGCGUUGCAGCUCAUAGUACGGAUAUUCUCUCUCCCCAAGACAAAGAACUCAUGACGAAGUUUUCUGGGAGAGAAAAAUAUAUGGCACAGGUAAGACAGCAAGGAGAAUUUGAGUCUCUCCAUCGUGACAUGAUUGUUGGAUUUGGGGCUUGGGAGUUCAGUCCUCUGGAUCUGGAAAACCCAUUUCCAAACAAUGAAGGUUCUGUCCACCUGUGGCAUGGAGAUGAAGAUUGGAUUGUGCCUGUUAUGCUGCAACGAUACAUUGCUCAACAGCUACCGUGGAUUCACUAUCAUGAGCUACCGGGAGCUGGGCACUUAUUCCCACAUGCUGAUGGAAUGAGUGAUACUAUCAUCAGGGCACUUUUGACUGGGGAGAAGUAGCCUUGCACGUAUGUAAUGGGCUACCCCAGGUCAGUCGCUCUGUGCAUUACAUUUUCUCCCUGAUGUUAAAAUAUGAAAUUUCUUCUGAUCAUGUUGAUAUUUAUGACAAGUAUUGUACCAGGCAUUAUAAUUUUUAUAAACUGUUGUGUGAGAAUACAGUUGAUACUAUAAAAAGGAAAUUUUUAGCCA